Molecule: messenger RNA, 3054 nt
Organism: Hydractinia symbiolongicarpus
Lineage: Eukaryota; Metazoa; Cnidaria; Hydrozoa; Anthoathecata; Hydractiniidae
Product: anaphase-promoting complex subunit 4-like
Exons: 1
Coding region: 694-2958 (754 amino acids)
Biological process (GO): anaphase-promoting complex-dependent catabolic process; protein K11-linked ubiquitination; positive regulation of mitotic metaphase/anaphase transition
Cellular component (GO): anaphase-promoting complex; nuclear periphery
Molecular function (GO): protein binding
Source: RefSeq, a predicted model, not a curated record
AUGUUUUCUUUGUUGAAUAAUUCACAAAGACGGCAUUUCGAUUUGCAAACUGUGAUACACAAUUUUGGGCUAUUUCUAAAAUAUUGGUUAGUUGUUUGCCAAAGUUGUAUUUUGAUGUUAAUUCUCCCUUGGGUGCAGUUGAUCCUAAAAAAUAGCAGGGGAAAAUAAUUAAGGCAUAAACCUUGUCCUGACCUGUUAAAUAUUUAAAUAUUUGAAACUUUGUUUUUCGUGUUUAAAAGUCUAGCCAAAAAUGUUUUAGUUUGCCAAGUGACCAUAUCUUGUUUUUUGAACUACAGCAAACAACAAAUUAUUGAAGGAAUGUAGAUUGGUUAAUGCAAUAUUAAAUUUCUUUCAUGUUUUCCACGGAGGAAAAGUAAAAAAAGAAAAGUCAAAAAAUUUUUGUAAUAAUGGUCAGAAUUAUGAUAAACAAACUUUUAAAUGCAGCUAGGCUUUAGUGACAUAGAUACCUGCAUAAAAUGUUAUCUGCUUAAUUGAGGCGCUAUGCUUGUUGAAGUUUUUGAGCAAAGUAUGUCUAUAUAAUAGCUGGGGAUGUUGUAAAUAAAAUAGCUAAUCUACAUUUAAAUAUGGUAAAAUCAGUAGAGUCAAAUACAGCAAUGAAAGAAAUAACACUAGGAUUAUUAUUAUAACAAAUUCUGCAUUUUUUUUACAUGGGUUUAGGUGCUUUUCUUCAUAAUGACAUGUAACAAGAAUGCGUUUCGACAAGUAUGUGAUAAACCUUGUGCUAGCCGUAUUGUUAUGGCGGAAUGGAGUCCUUUAAGAGACUUGAUAGCUGUUAUAACAAGCAAUGGUGAAGUACGUCUGCAUCGGUUGUAUUGGCAAAAGGUAUGGGUUAUACCUUCAAAAGAUUCCCAUGCAACAUGUUUGGCUUGGAAAUAUAACGGUAAAAUUUUGGCAGUUGGUUACGAAAGUGGUUGUGUGUUGUUAAUUGAGAUUGAAAAGGCAACAGUCAUUUAUACCAUUAACUGUGAAUCUAAAAUAACAUCUCUACAGUGGAGUGUCCAAAAAAAGGAUGGAUUAAGCAUGGUUUAUAAGGACUGCAGUGAUGAAUUUCUUCCUGAUAUCGACAAAGAAGAUUUAAAGAACAAGUUUCAAAAGUUUGAAAUACUAACGUGUGAUAAACAAUAUUCUGUUUUGAGUAUUGGAAAUGCAGAUGGUGGUUUGCACUUGUAUGUUAAUGGAACAUUUUUGUUGUUAAAAUUAACAUCUGAGAAAUAUCCGUUACCGUACAAAAGUAUGUCUGUUGUCACGAGUAAUUUAUCUUUGGAAACUGGCAAUGUCUCGAUUAUUUUGAAAGGUGUGCUUGAUAGUUCGGACAACUCUGCAGAAUAUAUUUAUUUAUAUUGUUUUGAAUCACAGCUUUUAGGUGUAAGAGGAGCAGAAUUAUUGAAGUUUUCAGUGAUGUUCACAAAGGUUAUGAAUCUUAUAUAUCUCUGUGAAAAUCUGUUGAAACAAAUGCGUGACGCAUCUGAAGACAUCCGAAUGAAAAUUAACUCUAAGCUGGAGAAAUUGGACAAUUUAGUGUCCCCUAAUGGAAGCAAUGUUGCUACCGAAUUUACCAUUGCAUAUGCAACUGGGAUUGCUAGCCCUGAACUACAAACGUUUCUAACACAGCAUUUAACAACGAAAGGGUUAAAACAAAUUGCUCAAAGUGUUCAAUCAGGUUAUUCCAGUUUACAUAACAACAUAAAAGAUGAAUUGGAACUUUUGACUCAACACUUGUUGUUCCACUUAACAGAGCUCCAAGGUAUGUCAAAAUGGUUUGAGAAGUUUGGAAUAUUAGGAUUGUCAGCAACUACCGUUCAGCAAUGUCUCAUUUACCUGACUCAGUUUAUUAUGAAAACACAUGAGUUUUUGAUGGUUAUAUCUGAUGAUAUGAACAACUUUAAAAUUUUCUUCAACUGGUUGGCAAACCUCGUCAUUCAAGAAAGCAGUGAGAGUACACAUGCUACUUAUAAACAGCUAUCAAACCAAGAUUACGACAUCAUGUUGGAUUUCCUGGAGCAUCGAUUGGUGAAAGUUGAUGAGAGCAUGGGUACUGGUUACGAUUUGGAGAGAGUGAGCCAGUAUUUCGAAAGUGGAAAGCUAGUGAAAAGUAGAAACUAUGACAGCGACUGGUAUAAUUUUGUCCAAAAUAGUGAGUCCCUCAAGAAUAGUUCUCUGAUUAUAACACCUGAUUAUACUUUAACUUUAGCAGAAUUGUUUUCAUGCUUUAAAAAUGAAAUUAAUGCUAUAUUUGAAUCAGUCAACAACGCACUUUCCGAAUCAUUAAGUGUGUCUUUAUCAUGCAAUUUAUUCAUGCAAGCUGAUAAUCAUAAUGAAAGCUGUUGCUCAAAGUUUUCAUUUAAAGACAGGAAAUCAAGUAUGUUGCUUACUGUGUUACCAUGUUCAUGUGACACAGAUAAAAUGUUUCUUUUUGAUAUAUCUAAUGAAGGUAGAAUUAAUGUAGCUUCUUUGUUCGUUUCACUCACAAAAGAAAGUAGUUUUAACACAUCCACUGAAAUUGAAAGAUACCAAUAUACCGUACGUGAUGUUAAAUUUUACAACGAUGAUAUCAUGACUUUAUUGUUUGAAGAGGAAGAUAAAUCAGAUGAUCGUGUUGUUACCAUAUUUGGUCAGUUGCCGCUUCAAGAUAUUUUGACAGUACCAUUCGCAGCAACCGUACCUAACAUGAUAAAAGGUAUACUUGAUGAAGGUGUGGAUUCUACUACUGAUAUUUCAAGUAUGUUUGCUGAACAACGUAUAAUGGAAGCUUUCCGUGGAAAGUCUAUCAUAGUGAACGGUUACUCGCGAGAAGUCUCAUGCAUUGUUUCACUAAGUGGCCGACGUGUUCGUGUAUUCGACAUGACAGCUGAGGAUGAUGAUCUAGACGAUUCAAAAAUGGAUGACGAUUCAAAGUUGGCUUGCUCUAGCAUUAAUGAGAGUACUUCACAUGAUUGAGAUAAAUAUUUCCAUGGGUUGAAGAACUGUUUACUUUGUAUGUUAUCUGUUCUUCCAUGAUAUAAUUUCUUAAACAUCUGUAAAGUUUAUACAAAA